GAGCUCUCUGUAGUCGAGAAGAGAGAGAGAGAGAGAGAGAGAGAGAGAGAGAGAGAUGAAGGUGGCGGUGGAGGUGGCGGACGCGGCGGACCUGAUGCCCAAGGACGGGCACGGGUCGGCGAGCGCGUUCGUGGAGGUGGAGUUCGAGGGGCAGCGGCAGCGUACCCAGACCAAGCAGAAGGACCUCAGCCCGGCCUGGAACGAGACGCUGGUGUUCAACGUCGCCGACCCCUCGCAGCUCCCCCACCGCACCAUCGACGUCUCCGUCUACCACGACCGCGGCAGGGCCUCGUCCGUUGGCGGCGGCGGCGGAAACCAACGCAACUUCCUCGGCCGCGUCCGCCUCUCUGGUGUCUCCGUCGCCCCCUCCGCCGCUGAGGCCGUCGCCCAGCGCUUCCCCCUCGAGAAGCGCGGCCUUUUCUCCCACAUCCGCGGCGACAUCGCCCUCCGCGUCUACGCCCUCCCCGACGCCUUCCCCUCCUCCACCACCCCCGCCGACACUGCCCCCGCUCCCGCCGUCGAUCUUCCGAUCGACCCUUUUCCUUCCGUCGGCGAACCGGCCCCGGUUGACGCCAAGGAGCCGAAGAAGAAAAAGAAGUCGUCCGCGUCGGUGGCGCCGGAGGAGCCCCGGGUCUUCUAUUCUAUCCCUGCCUCCGGCGAUGGCGGCGGCGAAGCAGUCAGCCAGAUGAGCCAGGCGGCGGCCGGGGCGACGCCGCCGCCCGUGGCGGUGGCCAGCGUGGCCCACACGAGGGCGGAGCCGCCGCCGCCGGUGGCUGUGGCCAGUGUGGCCCACGCGCGGGCCGAGCCGCCGCCUCCGGCGGCUGUGGUCCACAUCCGGCCGCCGAUGCCGCUGGCCCGGCCGGGCCCCGAUUUCGGCAUCGUGGAGACGGCCCCGCCUCUGGCCGGCCGCCUGGGUUACCGCAGCGGCGAUAAGAUCGCCUCCACCUACGACCUGGUGGAGCAGAUGCGCUACCUGUAUGUGAACGUGGUCAAGGCCCGCGACCUCCCGACCAUGGACCUCACCGGCUCCCUCGACCCCUACGUCGAGGUGAAACUGGGCAACUACAAGGGCACCACCAAACACCUGGAGAAGAACUCCAACCCCGUGUGGCAGCAGGUGUUCGCCUUCUCCAAGGACCGCAUCCAGUCCAGUCAGCUCGAGGUGGUGGUCAAGGACAAGGACCUGGUCAAGGACGACUUCGUCGGCCGCCUCGUCUUCGACCUGACGGAGGUGCCCCUCCGCGUGCCUCCCGACAGCCCUUUGGCCCCUCAGUGGUACCGGCUGGAGGACAAGAAGGGCGACAAGAUCCCCAAGGGGGAGCUCAUGCUCGCUAUCUGGAUCGGUACGCAGGCGGACGAAGCCUUCCCUGACGCCUGGCAUUCCGACGCCCACUCCGCCAGCGGGCAGGACGCCCUCGCGAACACCCGCUCCAAGGUCUACUUCUCGCCCAAGCUCGUCUACCUCCGCGUCCAGGUCAUCGAGGCUCAGGACCUCGUCCCCGCCGACAAGAGCCGGCCGCCGAACGUUGCCCUCAAGGUGCAGCUGGGCCACCAGCUCCGACGCACGCGCACCGCCGCCGGCUCGGCCAACCCGACUUGGGGCGAGGAGCUCAUGUUCGUGGCGUCGGAUCCCUUCGACGAGCCCCUCGUGCUCACUGUCGAGGACCGUGUGGCCGCCAACAAGGACGAGCCCAUCGGACGGCUUGUCUUGCCGGUGUCCACCGCCUUCUCGCGUAGUGACCACUACAAGGUCGUCGAAUCUCGAUGGUACAAUCUAGCCAAGCCGAGUGCCUCGGCGGAAGAGGCCGGCGGCGGAGAGAAGAAGGACAAGUUCUCCAGCAAAAUCCAUCUCCGUCUCUAUCUCGAGAUGGGCUACCAUGUGCUCGACGAAUCCACCCAUUACAGCAGCGAUCUCCAGCCGGCUUCGAAGCACCUCAGGAAGCCGAGCAUAGGGAUCUUGGAGCUGGGCAUCCUCAGCGCUCGCAAUCUGAUUCCAAUGAAGGCCAAGGACGGCCGCACCACCGACGCCUACUGCGUCGCAAAGUACGGGCCCAAAUGGGUGCGGACGCGGACUCUUCUCGACACCCUGACACCUCAAUGGAACGAGCAGUACACCUGGGAGGUGUUCGAUCCUUGCACGGUGAUCACCGUCGCCGUGUUCGACAAUUGCCAUGUCGUGGGCAGCAAGGACGACGUCAAGGACCAGAGGAUCGGCAAAGUUCGUAUCCGGCUCUCGACACUGGAGGCGGAUCGCGUCUACACCCAUCUCUAUCCCCUGUUAGUCCUCCAGCCCUCCGGCCUCAAGAAGACCGGUGAGCUGCAUUUGGCGGUGAGGUUCACCUGCACAGCAUGGGUGAACAUGGUGGCGCUCUACGGCAAACCGCUGCUCCCAAAGAUGCACUACGUGCAGCCCAUCUCUGUGCUUCACAUGGACUACCUUCGGCACCAAGCCAUGAUGAUCGUGGCCACCCGGCUUGCUCGCGCGGAGCCGCCCCUUCGGAGGGAGGUGGUGGAGUACAUGCUCGACGUGGACCUGCACAUGUGGAGCCUGAGGAGGAGCAAAGCGAACUUCCGCAGGAUCACGUCGCUGCUCUCCGGCAUUGGCGCCAUCGGCAAAUGGUUCGAUGGAAUCCGGAACUGGAAGAACCCAGUGACAACAAUCCUCGUCCACGUCUUGUUCCUGAUACUCGUCUGCUACCCGGAGCUAAUACUGCCCACCAUCUUCCUCUACCUGUUCAUGAUCGGCGUUUGGAACUACCGGUUCCGGCCGCGCCACCCGCCGCACAUGGACACGAAGCUAUCCCACGCGGAGUCCGCGCACCCCAACGAGCUCGACGAGGAAUUCGACACCUUCCCGUCAACGAAAACAGCAGACAUGGUGAGGAUGAGGUACGACCGGCUAAGGAGCGUCGCCGGCAGGGUGCAGACCGUGGUGGGGGACCUCGCGACGCAGGGGGAGCGUGCCCAAGCCAUCCUAAGCUGGAGAGACCCUCGGGCGACCGCCGUCAUCAUCAUACUCUCACUGAUCGUGGCCGUCUUCCUCUACGUGACCCCGUUCCAGGUGGUGGUGGUGCUCAUCGGCAUGUUCUUGCUUCGACACCCCCGGUUCCGGCGAAAGAUGCCGUCCGUGCCCUUCAAUUUCUACAGGCGGCUGCCCGCCAAGUCCGACAUGCUCCUCUGAGAUAAACUGCCUUCAGCUUCGCGUGAUUAAGGUAUCCAUGCAAGUUUCCUUACGCAUAAUGACAGGUGAAAAGGAGAAGAAUAUGCAGGGACAUAUGCUUUUGUGGUGUUCGACUUUCUUCGCCUCCAGUGAGAAGGAUCUGAGGGAGCUUUUUGGCACCUACCACCCUUCCUUUUCCUUCUCUUUCUCCGGACGUUCACAGCAAUAAGAAUCGGAAAGUGGAUGAGAAUCCAGCACAUGAGUGGUUGAUGAAAGAAGCUUCUCUUCUGCAACCAUGUGGCUUCUGUUCUAAUAAGUCCGCAGCAAUAUCGUUUUUUAUGUAUAUAUUGAGAUGUUCUCAGCAAGACAAGGCUGUUCCUUCUCAUUCCAGGAAUUCUAUAUGCCUAAUGCACAUGCUGGAUCAUAA
Musa acuminata AAA Group (dessert banana) is the source of this 3587-nucleotide messenger RNA. Its product is annotated as FT-interacting protein 3-like. The coding region runs from base 56 to 3181 and encodes 1041 amino acids. The record is from RefSeq and is a predicted model, not a curated record. The transcript has a single exon. Lineage: Eukaryota; Viridiplantae; Streptophyta; Magnoliopsida; Zingiberales; Musaceae.